Molecule: messenger RNA, 9376 nt
Organism: Lymnaea stagnalis (great pond snail)
Lineage: Eukaryota; Metazoa; Mollusca; Gastropoda; Lymnaeidae
Source: the annotation of a GenBank genome assembly
UUAGUGGUAUGUAUCGAUACCACCAGUUUUUCUUCAUUUUAACAUGCACUAAGACGACUCGGUUGUUUGGCCAGUUAGGGAAAGAGACGUCAGUCAACAAAAACUACAACUUACACCUGAGGCUGAGACGUGAUUUAAUCAUUAUUUCGUAAUACGUUUUUAACAUCAAACUAAUAAUGUCUUGGGGUGGACAACAAUACGUGAGUUUUCUUACUUAAAAAAUUAAGCAUUUCAGAUUUUUAAGUUAUAACUGGAGGUAGUAGUAGUAGUAAAAUAAUGAAUAGUAAUUUAGAAUAUUAUUUAGAUCUAAAUUUAGUCAGGCCUAGGGACCUAGGCAUAAUACAGUAAAUACACCAACUCUUGUCACUUCUGUGGACUUUGUAGGCCUGCUAUGAUGUUUCGUGGCAUGAGUGUUAUGCCCAACCGAACCCCCCCUCCCCCUUGAAUAUAUGAUACUACAACCCGACAACUGUAAUCAACAAUGACAAUGUCUUACUCCACCAUCAGAAUGAAUCAGAUCUAUACUACAAUUAUUAAACAAGUAUAAGUAAGCUAUUAAAAUUAAUUAAUCAUAAUCCAGAAGACUUGUCAAAAUGUUUAAUUGAAUAUUAUUUUAAAACAGACCUAUUAAAGUAUUAUACCCUUCACACUUCCUUUGAGAACAAGCUUUGCCUUGAUUUGAAUGAAAAUGAAGAAUUUCCAAUGCCAACACACCACCCAACCCCACUCUUAGGACUUAAUCUAACAUUACAUUUACAUGUUUUUCAACUACCCUAAUGCCUAAUAUAAUUUAGCGUCUUAAAUUGUUAAAUAUUUGGUAUCUUAUGAGGCAAAUGAUAUAUAGACCUAAUUUUAUAGGCUAGGUUUAUCUUAUUGUAUACAUUUUUACAAAUUUUUGCUUGAUAUAACCUAGAAAAUAAGUGUAUUUAUUCUUAAUUUCAAAACAAUUUGAAACAGAACAUGUAUUGCUAUAGGCCUAAAUAUAAAAGUAGAUUUUUAAAUUAACAGAGAAUUUUGAAAAUGUAUAAUAGUUUUCAUUUCUUAAAAAAACCUUGUUAUGUUUAAGUUAUUUUUAAUGGAUUCUUACAUUUCAUUAUAUCAACUAUUCAUUACCAUCAUUUUAAAUACUUUUUUUAGGGGGGAUUUGGGCAAGGUCAGCAAGUACCACCUAAUUAUGGUCAAGCACCAGCUGGGCCAUAUGGUACACCAGGCCAGACACCACAAUAUGGAGCUCCGCCUGGUCAAACUCCUGGGGGACAAGUACCAAACUAUGGGGGUCUUCCAGGACAUGCUCCAGGUGGACAAGUACCACAAUAUGGUGUUCCUUCAGGGCAGCCCCCCAGAGGAAAUGUGCAACAAUAUGGAGGUCCUCAGGGUCAGAAUCCUGCUUUUGGCAAUCCUCAACAAACACCAUAUGGAGCACCUCCUGGGCAGAAGCAAGGUUUUGGAGACCAACAAUACGCUGCACAACAGGGAAGCUUUGCUACACAGCAAGGGGGGUUUGGUGCACAAUCACUUGGAGGUUAUGGUGGUGGCUCAGGUGGAAUGCCAGCUGGGGUUAAUCCAGAGCUGUGGACAUGGUUUCAAGUAAGUCUAUCUUUAGCUAGUCAGUUACAUUUCAAAAGUUCAUAUCCAUCUGCAUUUGGUAUCAACUUUAAGAAUUGCAUACACAGUCGAAACACUGUUUUGUUUAUCAAGGGCUCCAUUUUAUUUAUAGACAUCAUUUCCAUUCUAUCACUAUCUUUUUAUUAGAAAUUUUCAAAAAGAUUCUUUUUGAGACAGAUGAAGAUAACUAAUUUUAAAAAAAAAUCAUCAUUGUUUUUAAUAAAAGUACUAAAUAUAUUUUAAAAUUAUUCAUUAGAAAUAUUAUUGUUUUAUCUUUGUAUUUGCAGAACAAGAAGAAUUAACAUUAAAUUUCUUAAUUUAUUGUGUACAUACUGUAUCCUCUGAGAAAAUAUAUACAGUGAAACCUCACUAUAACACGAUAAUUUGUAUCCAUAAAAUCUUAUUAUGUUAACCCUUAAACUGUCAUAACGCCCGAUCUUCAGCUGUUUCUGGGAUGUCACAGCUGAUGUAAUAGGCUGCUAGCAAUAUCGUCAUUAAAAAUGGGAAUGAGUUAAUGUGUAUUGGUAAGGAGGAAAUCACUCAAUCAUUUAAAUAAAUGAGUUUGAUUUUUAUUUCAGUUUCUUUGCUUUUAUCAGGCCUUUUUUCUUUUUUGGUUAUUAAUCGGGAGUGAAAUUCGCUCAAUUUCUUUUAGCGCCAUAAUGUCUGUUGCUGGGGAGGGUCCUCCUCUAGAUUGCAAAUUAAUUGGAAUUAUAUCAAAUGUAUUAAAAUGAAGCAAUAAUUUUAGAGACAUUCCAUGUGCUAAUAAUGACAGUAUUAGCUCAAUCAGUGAUGGCGACAUAAAAGUGUCAGAUUUGACAAUUUUAGCCCUAAGCUUAGUUGUGUUGUUACAGACCGAUUCAUUUGGGAAAGGGUGAAAAUGUUACUGAAUAUACAAAAAUUUGACAUACCUUUAAGGAAUUAAAGACAUUUAUGUUUGUGUGUGUUCUGGAGCAUUAACAUUAAUAAAAAAUGAAUUUCAUAUCUUCAAAUUCAAGCUAAUGGGCAUUUUAGAAUUUAUUUUGUGCUUUCCACUUUGUAUUUUGUAUGACAGAAAUUUGAAGGCAGUGAAUAAAAAAUUUCACCAAGAAUAUUUUAAAUAAUAUUCUUUCUAAUAUCUCAAAAACUUGAUUUUAUGAUAAUUUGAACAAUUUAUGGAGAAUUAGGUUAGGUUGAAUUAAGAAGUUGAAUAGUAAAAUUUUACUCACUCUGUAAAGGUCAAUCACAACAUACAUAAUAAAAAAACAAAUUCUUUUCAUACCAUAAGAUAAAUUGUCCAAUGUAUUUUAAGAAAAUGUAUACUUGUAAGGGUCUCUGAAUUCAUUUAGUAUGGUAUUUUGUCAUUUUUGUCAACCAUAUGAACAUGCUGACAUUGGGUUGACACUACAGAAAAGUGCACUUGACAUGUAUAGAGCUGAUAGGGGAAUUCAAAUCCUGUGCCAAUAGCAGUGGGACGUUUAAAGUUAAUAUGAUAGGUAAUUUUAUGAGAUGCUGAAGUUGGACUCAUUUUAGUGGAUUUGUGAUUUUGCUGCUCAAGAAUAAAAAAAAAAUUACACACUUUUUGUUUGUUUGUAUGAAUGAAUAUACUAAAUUUCAAGAACCCUGCUAUGAGCAUCUUAUGUCCAAAUUCAGUUACAUUGCUGUAUCAUUCAUUUUUUACCUGCAAUUAUUUUCUUUGAUUUAUUUAAUAGUCUGUAGAUGUAGACAACUCUGGCAAAAUCACAGCUACAGAACUACAACAGGCAUUAAUGAAUGGUAACUGGUCACCAUUUAAUCCUGAAACUUGCAGAUUAAUGAUCGGCAUGUUUGACAAAGACAGGUAUUUGAAACUAUAUAUUUUUAUUAAUAUUGGUUGUAUAAUCAAAUCUCGUGCUAGAUUAUUUCGUUGUUGCCUUUACUUCAGAAAAUGCUGUCACUCUAAUUUAUUUUUAUAAACACCUUUCAAAACCUUUUGUUUACAGAAGUGGCACCAUUGAUAUCCAUGAGUUUGCUGCGUUGUGGAAGUACAUUCAAGACUGGAAAUCUUGUUUUGAUAGGUAUUAAAGUUAAUCUUGGUAUGGUAUCUCGGUAACAUUUCUGUAUCAUAUGAGGACCUUUUCUCUGAUCCUGCUUGUUGGUGAGAAUAUCUCAAAUUCUGCAUUAGAAAUGGAAUUCAGAACUGUACAAUAAGAAAGAUGUCUCAAUAGCAACAAAAAAUGUUUAACAUAGAAUUAUAUGAAUAUUGGGAGUCAUUGUUUCAUUUAAUCUUCAUGAACAACAAAAUUUAGUGAAAUUAAUGGUUUUCUUAUAAAGAAAAAUGGUCACAACAGUUUUUAUAUUAUUGCUCUCUCCCUUAACUUCAUAGGAAACAUGUCAAAUAUUUAUUUUAAAACAAAGCAUUGCCUAAAAUACGUGAGUGUUGUAAAAUAUUUAUUAUAUAAUAUGAUAAUUGCACUAUAAGAAAAGGCAUCAUAUCAGUAUUUAAAGUUGCUUUAUUUUUCUUUUCAGAUUUGAUGCUGAUCGCUCAGGGAAUAUUGAUGCAAAUGAACUCAGCAAUGCCUUUCAAACAUUUGGCUACAGGCUGUUAGUAUUCAAUGAACAAUAUUGUUAUCACUUGGUCUCAUCUGUUCUUCUUGUUAUUGUUUUAGAAGAUAUCUAAGCUCAUGCAAAUAAUAUGUCAUUAGGAAGAGACAACCAUUCUUCUAGUCUUCUUUUUUUAACGACAUAAUUUUAACUAAAAUCGUGUGAAGUAACUAACAAUAAGAUUUUAUCAUGAUCAUUGUUUUAUUCAUUUUCAGAUCACCUCAGUUCAGCCAGGUUGUUGUUCGAGUGUUUGAUCGUAACCGAGGAGGUUACACCAUUAAUUUUGAUGACUUUAUUCAAGCCUGCGUCAUGCUCAAAUCUUUAACAGACAAGUUUAGAGAAAAGGAUACAAAUCAAACUGGACAGAUAAACAUUGGCUAUGAAGAGGUACUGACAUUCCUCUAAAUCUAAAAAAAAAAUAUUUAUUUUAUUAUAAAUGAUUCAUUUAACUCUUAAUAUUGACUUUUCGAUCACAUGUGAUCGCCAGAUUCUAACUGGAUUUUUUUCUCCAAGUCAUUUUCAACGUACAAUUAUAAAAUACGUGGUAAAAGUUGUUAAAAAUAUCAAUUUUAAGCGUAAAUUUAGAUUUGUAAUAAAAAAAUUUACUCCAUGCAUUGUGUUUCGUUUUUUUUGACGACGCAUUUUCGUCCGCCUUAUUGCCAAUCCUUUGAAACUUCACUGAAGGCCGGUAGCAAAAAAUGACACAAAAGAACUCAGCAUUUAUUUUCCAAAAAUGUUGUUGAUGAUAUUUCAAGUCAAAAAGUGAAACCGGGCCAAUAGAAACAAGAAGAAUUCGUGACUACUGAUGAUUUUUUGCAUUUUCGCCUGAUUGAAAGUUGGCUUUGGCUAUCAGUGGUAAGAUUUUUUGUGUGUUAUGACGGGUCUAAACGCACAUAAAUUUUGUGGAAAUAUUGGGAAAAAAUAUCUUUACAUUGAUGUAAUGUAAUAGUGAACUUCAUAUAUGUUGAUAAUAAUUAUUUAACUUAACCAUAUUAAUUUCUUGUUCCAGUUUAUCAAGUGUGUAUUUUAUUAUCUUUUUUUUUUCCACAGGCAUAGUUGUUUGCAAUUUCUUUUUUGUUUAUAUUGGAUACUCUAAGAAGAGGCAAUGACUUUUCAGUCCUAAUUUAUUCAGGAUAAAAACAGCUUUUAAUUUUGAAUUUUUAUUAUUUUUAAUUGAAUAAAGUAUUUAGUUUUGGUAAGUUUUUUUUUUUUAUUAUAUGAUCCAAGCUUAUAUGUAAAGCUUAAAUUUUAUAAUCAUUUCACAGUAUCAGAGUGGUGACUAGGACAUUAGGUAACCCAAUCAUCAUGGCAAUGCUAUUUCUGUCAUAAGACCUGUUUACUACUGAAACCUGUCCAAAAGCAAGACAAGAUAAGGAGUACAUUCACCUUUAUCACUUUUCAACUUCAAUUUACAUCAUCAAGGUUGGAGAUGCUUUGUAAAUGUACACAACUGCAAUAGUAUGGCAACUAAGCCCACUAGGUUUUAAAACUGCACAUUCCAGCUGAUUAACCAAAUUUCUAACAUUCAUUGGAAGUCCAACCUACCAGCCCUAGUAAGACUUGUCACUGUAUAAAUGGAUUUUAUUCACUGGAUUAUGGAAUUCAUAAAUUGUUUUUAGGCCAGUAUAGUAAGUUUCUAAAGAAAGAUCUGAUUAAUCUGCUCAUAAGCAGGUACAGUUAAUUUCAUCUGUAACUGGAGCAACCAUAAUAAUUAAGAAAAGCGGUAGAGUAUAGGACAUACUCAUUUCAUAAAUGUAACACAAUACUGGUAAGGAACAACAUGAAUGAAAAUGAAUGAUUGGUUCUUGCUGAUUCAAUAUCUAAUUAAUUAGUAUAAAUGGUUCUGUUGUUAUUGUAGUUUAAGCUAAAUGCAACUAUUGUGGCUAGUUCAUUGGACUGUGAUAAGAUUAGUUGAUAAAAGAUAUCAGCUUUGGAAUAGAUACAAAAAAUUUGGACAACAUAUGGAUAGUAGAAGAAAACAACAGUAGCCAAGACUCCCAAGACUUAUUCUUUCAUUUUAAUUAAUUUCUAUUGUUAGGCUCAUAGGAAGAUUUAUUUUAAUCCGAAGAAAACAAAAGGCAUGACUUGAAUAAUUAAAAAGACCUGACAUGUAGAUGUAGUCUUUUUAGUUCCUCAGUAGAUUAAUCAGGCUGUGACAAACUUUGUUGACAAUGCUCAUGUUUCUGCUGCAGCAAUAUGAAUGAUUAUGGUAUAACUAUGAUGUUAAAACUGCAUUGGCUACUUACAGUAAAGAUAUAAUGUGAAAAUCUUUGGAAAACAGAAAUUGUCAUAUUUCAUACCCAAAUUUGUUUAUUUGUACCAAGUGUGGUAUAUUUCUUUUUUAUAUAUGUUAAAAUUAUUUAAUUCCACUUAUAUCAUUUACUACUAAUAAUAGUAUUUCUCUCAUGAAAUACUUGCCUUGUUUAAGUUUUUACAAUUAAAAAAAUGCACCCUUUUUAAAAUUUAUGAAUGUAUUUUUUUAAAAGUGGCAUAAUAAAUACAAAGGUUGGUAAAAUUCUUGAAAUUUUUAUGUGUUGUAAAAAUGGAUACCAUUGAUGGAUAUAAUAAACAUUUUGACUUAGGACUAAAUACUUAUUUUUUUGCUUCUAACUGUUUGUGGUAUGUUUAUAUUUUUGUGAAAAUUUAGCACACCUAAACAUCUAAUCUUUUGGCCAUAAAUCAAAACCAUAAUUAACUGAUUUCAUAACUGAUAUCGAAUAAUAGAUAAUUUAAUUCUGAAUCCAAUGAUAUAUAACAUGAUAUUACUGCUAUGUUCUUCAUUGAACAAGCAUCCAGAUUGUAAUGGUACCUAAUGAGAAAGAUUAAAAAAUGGCAGAAAACAGCAUAUUUGAGAAUUAAGCUAAAACAGUUAUUAUUAAAUGAAUUUAAUUGUCAAUUUUUUUCAACUUCAAUCAGAUUUUGAGGAAUUGUUUUUAUGUAAUUUAUAUGUUUGUACUAUUAAUCUUUCCCAGUUCCUUGUAAUGGCUUUGGAUACAACGCUGAACAAGUAAUGGAGAAACACAAUCUAUCUUAAGUGGACCAAAACUCGACAACUUCAAAGAUCGACACAUAGGUCGCAAUUCCCACAAUCCAUCUUAACAAGUGAAAUUUUGAAAAAAUGGUUGUGAUGCAAGUGAAAUAUGGAAAUAAGCUUGAUUCCUUCAUUUCAAUGUCUCUAAAUAUUUUGACCAGGUUAGGUUUUGUUUUUAAAUGCAAAAUAAUAUUGGUAUUUUUCUUAUUGUAAUUUUAUUUCUUACUUGUUCAGUGGAUAAACUGAAUUGACAGUUUAUUAAAAUUUGCAUAGUUGCAAUUUUUUAGAGGAUAUUUAGAGAUGAAAAGAAAAUAACAGGACACAGGGUUUUUUUAGAUUUAAAUGCUCUUUGUAAGUAUUGGGUAGUUUAAAAAGUCCUAUUUCUCACACUUUUUCUAUGUUGUAUGUGAUCUACAAAUAAGGAGUGCGCUGCUGAGUUGAAUAGAUCUUAUAUAAAUUAUUCAACCAAAUAUCUCAACAACAUUUUGUGAAAUUAUUAUCCUUUUUUUGUGUGUGUGCAAGAAAUCAGUAUUUGCAUUAGUUGGUACAAAAAAAAUCAGGAAUGAGAGCACAUUUAAAAAAAAAAAAAUUAAUUAAAAACCUUUCAUAUUAAAAUUUUUGCUUGAUAUUUUUGUGGAAGUGGUCACCUCCAUAUUUUAUUUUUAUCUCUUAUAUUUAUGAUUUAAUAAUUUGAUAUAGUUUUUAGUCCUGCAAAAGAAGCUUUCAUAAUGUUGAACAUUAAUAUGUAAAAAUAUCUAUUAUGUAUAUUGAGUGUUAAAAAAAUCCAUAUCCCAUCUAUAACAUUAAAUUUAUUUUUUGUUGUUGUCUAAGAUGAAAAUCAUUUGAUUGCUGUAAAAUAAUUUGCUCAAUUAAACAAAAAAUUAAGCAUGAUAAAAUUAUAUAGGUUCACACAUUUCUGAGUGUUGGUGUAUUUGAAAUAACCCCCUCAUUUUAAUUUUAUUACUGCCAAACAUUCCAGAGAACCACCAAUCUCUCCAAUAUGACAUAUUUAGUACCAAAUUAACAACCACGCUAUGGCAGAAUUAGUUUCAGCACUACCAGUAGUUACUUAUUCUCAGCUCUGGGUAGUUAUAAAUUUUUUACAUUUUAAAAAAAAGAGGAUUAUAAAUUGAUUUAAAUUUAAAGGUAAACGAAGGGACUAUUUAUGAAAUGGACUUAGUUUAUGUUUUUCAAAAAGGUAUUUCAAAUUUUGGCAUUUUAGUUACUAAUUUUUUUUUUCAAUUGUGAAUUUGCAAGAUGAGACUAAGUGAUGUCAACAUUGUUCAUUUAGAAAGCCAAUAAAUAUAUCGUCCGCCCUAAAAUUUCAAUUUGGAUUCAGGUCCUGAAACUAUUGGUUUGAUUUAACAAUGCAUUUCACUAGUAGCUGUGCAGUUUUAAAUCAGUAGAUUAGUUUCACAGUCCUAGUAGAAGUUGACCAGUUAAAUUGUCACAUGAGUUUGGUGUUUGUCUGUUAUCCCAAAUUCUUUCAUACAUUUCUCUUUCUCCAUUUUUUCUCCUUCAACAAAUUACAUUUCAGGACAUACAUUAGUAAUAAUAUUGCUAUACUGUAAUAUUUGACAGUAAAACAUUUUUUUUUUUUAAAUAUUUAAAACCAUUUUCCUCUUUGGCUGAAUCAUAAAAUGAUUUCUUUCAAAUGUUUUGAUUGUUGUAUCUUGUUAGAUUUUUUUCUCCAAGUAGUGGACUUAUUUUUUUAGUUUUGUCUCAAGCAAAAUUUAUUUAAAAGACAAAAGAAAACUUUGUUUUAUUAAAACAUUUUGAUGUGUUUUUAUUACUAUUAUUAUAAUAAAUAUCUUUUUUUCUUUUAUAUAUAUAUCUAUAAAAUAUAUUUUCUGUUCUUGAUGUUGCCAUUAAAUAAUUACGUACCCAAAUAAUUUUUUUCUUAAACUUCUGUCUACAUUUUAAUAAAAAAACAACUGAAAUAGCUGAGACAAUGACUAUGAAAGAGACAGUUGCACAUGGCUGAUUUCAGUUGUGUGUGUGUGAAUGAAAAUGAAGCUGUAAAUUUCAGAUAUAUUCAUACAAAUUACAAGUGUUAAAGAUUUACUGGUUAAAUGUUGCUUAAAUUAGUUAUGUUUAUAAAAUUGGCUGACACAUCAUGAUGUGAAGAUUUUUAAUUCUUUUAAAUUAUGAACCUAUGAGUAAUAAAAUUGGAAAGGACAA